GUGAACAUGUGAAGGUACGAAAGAUGACAAAAAAGUCAGGAAACACGCUUUGGAGCGUCUAUCCGAUCACUCGUGACGACGCAUUGCUUUUUCAUUAUAAAGGACGAUCGUCUCACCUCUUGUUUUCACCUUACCCUUGUCUUCGUGCACACUUUUCUUCUUAUCCUUUUCUGUGAUGCACUCCUCUUAUUCCCCUCUUUUCACUUUAGGUCUUCUUGCGGAACGACGGGCGGGUAUCUCGUCUCCCAACCGUAAACAAAGCAUCCCAUCUAGCUCGUGUUCAGGCGCUCCCCACAAAGCACACCCUGCUGCUGCUGCUGAUGAUCAUGCCUCGGCCUUUUACUUUACUUUACAAACAGGACAAAGGGAUACCGUUGAAUUUCGGUCAUUCUUGUCCCUCGACCUCGCAGACUCUAAUCGGUCGAUUGCCAGCCAUAGGCGCAAGCCGUCCACCAUGUCAAAGUCCACCAGUUGGACUUGUACAUCCGAUAUAACAUCAGCUCGUGACUUGUCACGAAUCGAAAGACCCGCAUUUGCCCUUCUUCCACCAUUACCUUCAGCAUGUGCGCUUCGCCGAUCUUCUCGUGAAUCUUUGAGGCAGAUACCCUCUCCUAAACCUGCUCCGAUAUCCUCUACCUUACCUGAGCCCCCAACGGCCCCGAACUCCUCCCCUCCAUCCAAGUCGCUUCCGUCUGCGACCAACCCAUCAUUCUCAGCUCCCCUGCUAUCACCCACCGUCUCGUCAGGAAAAGUGUCAUCGCUACGCUCCUCAUCGAUCACUUCGCAUCAAAGGCGAAAAAGUCACAUGGAUGCUCUGGCAUGUCUCGAGGGCCGCUCUCGUGCUGCUAAUCGCAUCCCGAGGUCGAAUCUGAGAAACAACUUCAUGAGCAUGAGCGAUGAUGAGGAUGACGACCCCAAGACGCCCUCGUCACUGCCAAAUGCUCCCUUCAUUCAAAUCGAAGAUUUCGGUUCCUUCGCAGACAUCGAAGAUGAAGGAGAUGUGAUUGCCUCAUCUCCCGAAUAUCGUUCCCCCAAACAAGCCACUUUCCCCCGUACAGUCUCGCAGCCCGUGAAGCGACAGCGAAGAGGCACUGUCGACUCAUGGUUCCCUCUCAAAAGUUUCAUCGAUCUGAAAGAUGAUGACUUAUCGUGGAACUGGCGGAGCUUCAUCGAGAUCAGUAGCGUCUGAUAAGGCAGCUCUUCCGUAUGCUGGAUCUUACAUGUGCAUAUCUUAAAAAACUCUUAUUCUGAUAUCAUACCUUGCAGCCCAAGCACACAGGAUGUGUCCUUCUUCGUGCGUAUCUACAUACACCAUCACUUAUUAUCUAUGAAUACCUACAGCCUUUUAAUUUACUUCACUCAGACAUUUACUUCUUCCAUGUUCAUGAUUCAACAUUGUAGUCUACUCAUUACAUGCACUCAAGCCAUUAGCCAUACACACAUCUUCACUUUCUGACCCAUCGUUUGCCUCCUCCCUGCAUAUGUACUUCGUUCUGGCACUUUCAGUUACAUGGCUCCGACACAGUGUGUCGUAAUCCAUCUUGGUUUAGUCAUUCA
Messenger RNA from Suillus paluster, 1557 nucleotides. RefSeq lists its product as uncharacterized. Bases 176 to 1189 code for a protein of 337 amino acids. NCBI's taxonomy places the organism in Eukaryota, Fungi, Basidiomycota, Agaricomycetes, Boletales, Suillaceae. The record is from RefSeq and is a predicted model, not a curated record. The transcript is spliced from 2 exons.